Haliotis rufescens (red abalone) is the source of this 804-nucleotide messenger RNA. RefSeq names its product fucolectin-like. Bases 1 to 798 code for a protein of 265 amino acids. The record is from RefSeq and is a predicted model, not a curated record. The transcript has 3 exons. Lineage: Eukaryota; Metazoa; Mollusca; Gastropoda; Lepetellida; Haliotidae.
AUGGUUGGUAUUCUCAUUUCCCUGUUGAUGCUGUUGGGUUCUACCCAAGGACAAAACGUUUUCGUUUCAACAAGCCAGAUCGCGACGGGUAAAUCAACGGGGUCAACAUCGUCUUUCGUGUUCGCCGCUCAAGGACUAAAUGCGACUUCCAAUUUGGCCGUCGAUGGCAACACAAAUGGCAACUUCCUCUCAGGCAGUUGCUUCUCCAGUGCCAUCGGCGACGACAACCCCGUGUGGUUCGUCGACCUUGGAGCAAACUUCAAUAUCUACAGCGUCAGAAUCUUCAACAGAGGGGACUGCUGUGCGGAACGUCUCAACAACAUCAGGGUCGACAUUCUUCAGAACAAUCCCUUGACUGGCACCCCGGGAACUGUCCAAACUUGUGGCGCCAUCGGCAAUCCCGGAGGUGUUGGGUUGAGCCAGUCUCGGGACAUUGUAUGUCCUUUUCAAACCUACUACUACUAUUACUAUUACUACUACUACUAUUACUACUAUUUCUACACCGUCUUCCAAAAUGGCCGCUACAUCCGUAUUACAAAAACAAGCACUGGGGAUGCUGAGGGACUACUGACACUGUGUGAGGUUCAAGUCAACGUUGCAACCAACGUCUUCUACCCAUACUCCACUGUUGGUGUGGCCAACGCUGGUGUUGCUGAUGAAGCUACUCCCAAAGUCGGAUCUCUACCUGAUGGAGUCACUGUCACCCAGUUCGAGCCCCAGGGAGACAUGCACCGUGUCACCGUACCCGCUCCCGUAGCCGCCCAGCCAAAUGCUCAACAGGAACCGGAACAACAUUAACCGGAA